AUGAGAAGCAAGAAUGAUGAAUUCACAAUCAUGAUGCGGGAAAAGUCUCGCAAGGAAGCGUUGGAGGAGUUGGAGUUGAAGAAGAUGGAGAAGAUGAAGAAGAUGAAAUACAAGAGCAGUUUGAUGGAACAGAUGGAUGAAAUGCGAUUGAAGGCUAGAUAUGAGAUGGACCAGAAAGAUCAGGAGAAGCAGCAAAUCAUCAACAAGCUAAGAGAUGAAGCGCUCCAACAUCAUCGCAAACAGAUGGAGAGCCUGCAGCGCAAGGAAUCUCUUGCAAGAGACAUCCGAAGCGCCAUCGCCAUGGAGCAUCAAGAAAUCCAGCGAGAAAUGGCGGUGUCGAAGAUGAGGGCAAAACAAGAUCGUAAGAGGUUCGAAGAGGAGAUGAAGCAGGAGGAGCUGCAACUCAGAGCAGCCCAGGAAGCUGCAAAGAGAGAGAGAGACCGCGCGCAUGUCGAGAACGCCAAGAUCGCCGAGGAGAAGUUGACGGCAGCAAGGAUGGAGGCGAUGGAGGAGGUCAAGAUGCAGAGAGAGCUCAUGGAGACGUUGAAGAAGAGGGAGGAAAUGCGUGAGAAAGAGAUGUUAGAGAGACAGAAGAAGAUCAAACAGCGAGAGGCCGCAAGCGCAACCUUCUUCCAAGACGCAGCGUCAAGAAGCAGAGAAGCGGAGGUCAGGAUCGCGCUACAGAACCAGGAGAGGAUGAAGGAGGAGGCAGACAAGGAGGUGCAAGAUAAGAGGGACAAGAAGGAGAGGACGCGGGAGACCUGA
Molecule: messenger RNA, 765 nt
Organism: Guillardia theta CCMP2712
Lineage: Eukaryota; Cryptophyceae; Pyrenomonadales; Geminigeraceae
Exons: 9
Coding region: 1-765 (254 amino acids)
Source: RefSeq, a predicted model, not a curated record